Molecule: messenger RNA, 594 nt
Organism: Adineta steineri
Lineage: Eukaryota; Metazoa; Rotifera; Eurotatoria; Adinetida; Adinetidae
Source: the annotation of a GenBank genome assembly
AUGACAAUACGUCAAUAUUUUACACCGAUGGAUUUUGAACACACGAAAUCAUUAUGGUCUACAACACUGAAACCUGGUAUGGAGAAGGCAUUGAAAGGUUCUAAUGAAAAGGACAGUUUUGAAGAACUGUAUCGAAGUGCUUUCACAAUGGUAUUCAAUGGACAUGGUCAAGAACUCUACCAGAAUAUUCAGAAAUUAAUUUUUGAGUAUCUUGUUGAGAAGGUAAGACCAAAGCUUGCUGAAUCAUCUUCAGCAACAUUCUUGGUUACACUCAAACAAACAUGGGAUGAUUAUGAAAAAAGCAUGUUAGAUAUUGGUAAAAUGCUUGGUUAUAUGAAUCGAGUCUAUAUUACAGAAAAGAAACUCGAACCUGUCUAUGAUUUGGGUUUAAGAUUAUUUCGAGAAAACAUUAUUCUAUUUUCGACCACACGAGAAUAUUUCAAUAAUGCAUUACGGGAGAUGAUGAUUCGCGAACAACAUGGUGAGAUCUUAGACCGAACAACUAUCAACGAUAUUUCUCUUAUGCUAACAAAAUUGAACAUUAACGAAGCUGAUUUCUAUGAUGAAGAUCUCCAGACAUGGUGUUUACAAUAA